UUGCCCACCGUCGGUAGUAUGCAGAGCUGGUUCUUUGCCCAAGACCGGAAAAAACUGAAAACUAGAAUUCCUCCGAAAUCGCCCGCCAAGCCACCACCGUCGCCACCAAAAAUGUAUACCGAAGAGUGGAAAUUUAGUGUAACCGUUCCAUAUGCUAAUGUUAGCGCACGAGAUACCGUCGUUAUUACGGGGAAUAUACCUCAGCUCGGUGAAUGGGAUUAUUUGAACGCAGUUCCACUUGAAAAGGAGCCAGGUAGAGAUGUGUGGUCUAACACUAUAACAAUCCCAAACACAUGCGAGAUUUACUAUCGCUAUGCCGUGUGUACCUUCGAUGAUCAUAACAAAGAAGCAAUCAUUGUGCGAUCUUGGGAGACCAAUGUUUGUCCUAGAGUAAUCAAGGAAAACACGCGUGAGCCAUCACUAGAUGUCUACGGGCACUAUGAUGAUAAGGUCAGGCUCUGUAGAGGAUGGCUCACAUGUCAAACAUUACUGCAAUUUAAAUUUGUCAAAAAUCCAUUAAAGCUUAAGACUCGUUUAGCUGGAAGACUCAUUAAUAUAAAAGUAACUCCAGUCAACUUGAGUUUUGGAACUGAAGGUCAGAUUGACGAUUCACUAAGCACCGACACUGCUGAGGUCCCCACCGGAGUUUCUGUAGAGGUGGCCACAUUGGAUAAUGAUGCUUCCCUUUGUCAGCUGCACCCACAAGAACAGUUUGGAAAGGAGUACAGACCUGAUGAUAUUCUUAUUGUUAAUAUAAUGGCCCAGAAGCUGGACAGUGUGGCUUAUCUAGUAGAUUUCUAUUGCUAUAGUACUAGAGCUUCCACUCAGGAACCGCCAUGUCAUGUUGGUUACACAUACGUACUGCCCAACAUGUUCAAACCCUCGGAAGGAAUGUUAGAAUUGCCAGUCACAUGCAGCAUCAAGCAUAGACCUCUUGGGACGGUGAACAUUCAGUAUUUGACUAUAAAUCCCAUGUCAGAGACUAAGCUUAACUCUUUUGAGGUUUCAUAUGCAAAGCAUUGGAAUCCUACAUGGACCGGGUUGGAGGUAGGCCAUCGGGGGCUGGGAGCUAGCUUCAAAAAGAAAGAAGGAAAUUCUAUUCGUGAAAAUACCAUAGCUUCUCUUAAACAGGCAGCUGCAAGUGGUGCAGACAUGCUUGAGUUUGAUGUUCAGCUAAGUAAAGAUAUGAUACCAGUUAUAUAUCAUGAUUUUUAUGUAUGUAUUUCUAUGAAAAGAAAGAAGGAAGUUGACUUCACAGAAAUGCUUGAAUUGCCUGUGAAGGACUUGACUUUGGAACAGCUUCAGAAACUUAAGGUAUACCACUUAGUUGAGGGACGAAGCCAUGAAGCCCUGUUUUUUGAUGAAGAUUUAGAUGAACACCAGCCAUUUCCAACAUUGGAAUUGGCUUUAAACACUAUAGAUAGCCAUGUUGGAUUCAAUGUUGAGCUUAAAUGGACCAUGGAAUUGGAGGAUGGCACGUUUGAGCUUAAUAACCCAUUUGAUAUGAACAUUUAUGUUGAUAAGGUACUGGAAAUUGUUCUGAAGCAUGCAGGAUCGCGAAACAUCGUGUUUUCCUGUUUCAACCCUGAUAUCUGCACAAUGGUCAGAAACAAGCAAAACAAAUAUCCCGUCAUGUUUUUAACUAUCGGUGUCACAAGUAAAUACAAGCCAUACCGAGACCCCAGGUGCCUGUCAAUUCCGGCUGCAGUACAAAAUGCCAUCAGUUCAGACAUUUUGGGCAUAGUUGUGCACACAGAAGAUCUGCUCAGAGAUCCUACCCAGGUCAAGUUGGCGACGGACGCCGGAUUGGUGAUAUUCUGUUGGGGCGACGACAAUAACGACAAGGCUACCAUCAAGAAACUUAAGAAUCUCGGCCUUCAUGCCGUCAUAUACGACAAACUUGACCAGUACACCACUAAAGAAGUUAAGGAGAGCAUAUUCCUGAUGGAAGCGCGCGAAUCCCAGCGCGAUGUGAUCCGCCUGGCCGCGCUCUCGUCGCCCGCGUCCGGGUCCGCGAGCAGCGCCUCCGCGGAGGUGUCGCGCGGCGCCGCGCGGCCCUACCUCGACCUGGCCGCUCGCCUCGCCGCAGCGCCCUCUACCGUGACCUCCCUAGAGUCCCUCGCGUCCACCGACGACGAGGAUAGAAACUUGAAGAGAAACAGGGACAUUAUUGCUUGCAUUGACAAGGAAUCCCAGGUGAAGGAGCAGCGCUACAACUUCCAAGGGCUGUUUCCGGCCGGUGACAAUAAGUCGGCUAGUAUCAAAAAGUCGCGUAAGAGUGACGCCGAAUGAAUUUAUCUAGAGCUUGCAGCAAAGUAUGUUUUUGAUUUUAUUUUUUGCUCAAUUUAUAGUUAGUUAUUUCAUUUUAAGGGCAGUAAAUGCGGAUCGCUUUGUAUAUAUUUUAACACAAAAUGACCCGGUUUAAUUGCUCUUAAAUUAGUUUUAUUACAUCUGUACAGGUAUUAAUUUUAAAUUGAUUCCAGUAACGUAACACAUUUUUGUAUUUUAAG
Molecule: messenger RNA, 2510 nt
Organism: Cydia amplana
Lineage: Eukaryota; Metazoa; Arthropoda; Insecta; Lepidoptera; Tortricidae
Product: glycerophosphocholine phosphodiesterase GPCPD1-like
Exons: 7
Coding region: 19-2292 (757 amino acids)
Biological process (GO): glycerophospholipid catabolic process
Molecular function (GO): starch binding; glycerophosphocholine phosphodiesterase activity
Source: RefSeq, a predicted model, not a curated record